Messenger RNA from Pisolithus orientalis, 972 nucleotides. Its product is annotated as mitochondrial carrier. Lineage: Eukaryota; Fungi; Basidiomycota; Agaricomycetes; Boletales; Pisolithaceae. Gene Ontology annotation, cellular component: mitochondrial inner membrane. Bases 1 to 972 code for a protein of 323 amino acids. The transcript has 7 exons. Gene Ontology annotation, biological process: mitochondrial phosphate ion transmembrane transport. The record is from RefSeq and is a predicted model, not a curated record. Gene Ontology annotation, molecular function: phosphate transmembrane transporter activity.
AUGGCAAAGCGAAAGGCACACGUCCAAUCUUUGGCUGUACAGUUACCCCAGUUCUCGCCCAGAGACUACACGUCAUUCUUCUUUGCAGGUGCGUUGUGCUGCACUAUCACACAUGGUGCCAUGACUCCCAUUGACGUCGUAAAGACACGAAUCCAAAUCAAUCCUGCGUAUGCCAAACACUCUAUGCUCUCGGGUGCCCGCCUCGUCGUCGCCACCGAGGGACCCAAGGCUCUCUUGACUGGAUUUGGACCCACCGCUGUCGGUUAUUUCGUUCAAGGCGGUGCCAAGUUUUCUGGCUACGAGUACUGCAAGAGGAAAGCUGUCGAAUUGGUAGGCAGCCCAGACGCUGCAGUCAAGUACCGGACAGCCAUAUAUCUUGGAUCUGCUAGCGUUGCAGAGUUCUUUGCAGAUAUCUUCCUUACACCCUUGGAGGCUACUAGAAUACGACUCGUCUCGGAACGCGGCUAUGCGUCUGGCCUCAUUACCGGAUUCACUAGACUGGCUCGAGAAGGCGGCAUUCGGGAGUUGUACGCUGGUUUCGUACCGAUCCUCUUCAAGCAGAUCCCCUAUGCAAUUGGCCAAUUCACGGUUAACGAACUUUGCCACGAGCUCGCCUUCCGCAGCAUGUCUUAUGAGACCCGGUGCAACCUCACACCCGCCAAGAAAUUCAGCAUUCAAUUAGGAAGUGGUGUCAUUGCCGGAUUCGCGGCCGCUAUACUGAGUCACCCUGCCGACACGCUUCUCAGCCAAAUCAACAAAGGACACGGUCCGAGUGGUUCCAUGCUCCACCGUCUUCACGUCCUUGCACGGCAGGCGGGGCCCCGCGGUCUCUUUGCAGGCUUAGGACCGAGGAUGGUCAUGACUGCCGGUUUGGUAUCUGGCCAAUUUUUGCUCUACGGUGCUAUCAAAGAAGCAUUGGGCGCUCCCCCUGGGGUAGAGAUACACAAGGAAGAAAGUGCGGUAACUCUCUAA